This is a messenger RNA of Olea europaea var. sylvestris, 1465 nucleotides long. Its product is annotated as probable methyltransferase PMT28. Gene Ontology annotation, cellular component: cytoplasm; trans-Golgi network; endosome. Gene Ontology annotation, molecular function: methyltransferase activity. The coding region runs from base 10 to 1185 and encodes 391 amino acids. Lineage: Eukaryota; Viridiplantae; Streptophyta; Magnoliopsida; Lamiales; Oleaceae. The record is from RefSeq and is a predicted model, not a curated record. The transcript is spliced from 6 exons.
ACUUUGUAGAUGGUACCAGACAUUGAAUGGGGAAAAAACAUUCGCAUAGUUCUAGAUAUUGGAUGUAAAGAUUCAAGCUUUGGGGCUUCUUUACUUGAGAAGGAUGUGCUGACGCUUGCACUUGGCUUGAAAGAUGACCUAGUGGAUCUGGCACAGCUUGCCCUAGAGCGUGGUUUUCCUGCUGUGGUUAGCCCCUUUUCAGCUCGAAGGCUUCCUUUUCCUAGCGGUGUAUUUGAUGCAAUUCAUUGUUCAGAAUGCAAUAUGGCUUGGCAUUCAAAUGGGGUUAAGCUUAUUUUAGAGCUGAAUAGGAUUUUGAGGCCAGGGGGGUAUUUCAUUCUCUCUACUAAACACAACAGUGUUGAAGCUGAAGAAGCUUUGUCCAAAUUGACGGUAUCUGUUUGUUGGAACAUCCUGGCUGAUAAAGUCGAUGAGGUCAGCGAUAUAGGUGUCAAGGUAUAUCAAAAGCCCGAAUCAAAUAACUUAUAUAGACUGAGAAGAAAAAGAGAUCCUCCUAUGUGCAAGGAAAAUGAGAAUACAGAUGCUGCCUGGUAUGUUCCAUUGAAAAAUUGCCUGCAUGCCAUUCCUGAAGCCAUUGAACAACGUGGCACUGAAUGGCCUGAGGUAUGGCCGAAGAGGCUUAACACGUUUCCCGACUGGAUGAAUAAAAUAGAGGGAUUGACUGCCGACAGUGAGCACUGGAAAACUGUUGUGAAAGGGCCUUAUCUAACAGGAUUAGGUGUUGAUUGGUCGACUAUCAGAAAUGUAAUGGACAUGAAAGCCAUCAAUGGAGGAUUCGCUGCUGCACUUUCUAAGCAACAGGUGUGGGUGAUGAAUGUGGUACCGGUACAUGCUCCAGACACACUUCCCAUCAUUUUUGAGCGUGGGCUUUUCGGCGUUUAUCAUGAUUGGUGUGAAUCUUUCGGUACUUAUCCAAGAUCUUAUGACCUUCUGCAUGCUGAUCACCUCUUCUCGAGGCUUAAGAACCGGUGCAAGAAGCCUGUAGUAAUUGUUGUUGAGAUGGAUCGCAUAUUAAGGCCCGGUGGUUGGGCAAUAAUUCGUGACAAGGAAGAAAUACUAGAUCCAUUAGAAGGAAUCCUGAGGAGUCUGCAUUGGGAGAUUCGAAUGAAAUUAAGACACGAUAAGGAAGGCCUCCUCUGUGCCCAAAAGACCGUAUGGCGGCCCUGAAGCUUUUUAUCAUGCUAGUGUUGUGCAUUUUCGACCAUCUUCUACAGGCAGGAAGAGUAUAUAUUUUUUCUUUAUUUAUCGACAGAAACAGAUUAGUACCAAUGUCGUAUACUAUGUUGUUGAGUGUUAUUGUUGACAUUUAGAAAAAGGGGCAAUCAUUUUUGUAGCUUCAAAUGAGAUACUUGGGUGGGUUUCCUCCGUUCAAGCUUAUAUGUUUUUUAAUAUUGACAUUUUUUUUUUAUUGAACUUUAUCAGAUUCAUUGUUCUGAUAGAGAUGGAA